Ailuropoda melanoleuca (giant panda) is the source of this 807-nucleotide messenger RNA. Its product is annotated as G-protein coupled receptor 183-like. The record is from RefSeq and is a predicted model, not a curated record. Gene Ontology annotation, cellular component: membrane. Gene Ontology annotation, biological process: G protein-coupled receptor signaling pathway. The transcript has 2 exons. NCBI's taxonomy places the organism in Eukaryota, Metazoa, Chordata, Mammalia, Carnivora, Ursidae. The coding region runs from base 1 to 807 and encodes 268 amino acids. Gene Ontology annotation, molecular function: G protein-coupled receptor activity; oxysterol binding.
AUGAAGAGCAGCGACUUUGACAACUAUUUGCCAAGCCCUGCUAAAAGUAACCAUGCGCGGGACCGUGACUCACCAGCUCUAUACUCCUUAGUACGUACUCUGCAGAACGGCAAGAAGAUCAACUCAACAGGGGUCCCCCGGGCCCGCCCGGCGGUGCCCGACCUCCUGCUCACCCUGGCCCUGCCUGGAAGGGUCACCUUUUAUGUGCUGGACUACAGCUGGCCUCUCGGUGACGGACUCUGCAGGCUGACGGUGCUGCUCCUCUAUGUGAACCCCUAUGGGGGGGUCUACCUCAGGGCGUGUGUGAGCCCGGACCGCCACCUGGCUGUGGUCCGCGCCCACCAGUGCCCACGGCUCCGCAAGGCCAGCCGGGCGCGGCUCGUCUGUGUGGCUCCCUGGGCCUUGGCCCUGCCGCAGACGGCGCCCCUGCAAUUCAUCCCCACGACCAAGUGGGUGGCGGGCACGCUGACCUGCAUGGAGUAUGACAGCGUCGAGGGAAUCCUCAGGCUGCCCCUCGGGGUCCUGGCGGCCUGUGCUCUAAGCUUCUGUGGGCCGGUGGGGAUCAUACUAUUUUGUUACCGGAAGAUCACCUUGAAACUGUGCAGGACAGCCCGGAGAGCCUGCCUGCUCACCCUGGUGGCCCUGGUGGCCGUGGUGGCAGUGGUGGUCUGCUUCAGCCCCUACCACCUCAACAUCAGCCGGAUCAUGCCGAGAGAGACGCUCCGCCCGCCGUCCUGCCCGGAGCAGGGGGCUUUCAGGCUGUCCCUUCAGCUCACUGUGCCCCUCAUGAACGUGAACUGGCAUUGA